UCUGUGUAUUUGGAUUAGGCACCAGUGCAAAUCUUGGCCGUACAAACGAGACUAUACUGACUUCGAAGCAUAGGCCUUCUUUUUUGAAUAUUUUAUUUUCAUUUAAUUAUUGCCUUGCACCAAAAGACAUGUCAGGCUUUUGUGUCUUUGUGCUUGCAUUCUGCUGGUCGACGAUGGUACCGUGCAUGGGUUAUCCACCAUCAGAAGCGGCACCGGCGCAGCCCUGUCUCGCCCCGUUACAAUGGGAGGGUCGGACCGUUGAAUACGACCACAGCACUGGAAGAAAUACACGAGCAGCGGUCUGCUAUGAUGCACAGAAUCAACGAAUUAGGGUCCUAGAACAGAAGACAGGACACACACCCUGCAAGAAGUUCUUUGAGUACAUCUACCUGUUCAGGAGUGGAGUGCUUUUCCAGAUUGAACAAGUUACUAAGAAGUGUGCAAAGAUUGCACUGACUGAGGCCUGGGACCCUUAUGAUAUACCUCUGAACUCAACGUAUGAGGACCAGUACUUUAUCGGUGGACCUGGAGACAUGAUUGAAGUUCAAGAAUGGUCUGAUCGGAAACCAGCUCGCAAAAAUGAAGCUUGGGUAGGUGUGUACACUUUGAAUGACUGCUAUCCAGUGCAAGAGACGUACACUAAGAACAGUAGUGUGACCACUUCCACUCGCUUCUUUGACCUUCAACUGGGCAUCAGUGACCCUGGAGUGUUCAUCCCACCCAGUACCUGCCAAUCAGCACUCUCUGAGAAGAUAACUACUGACUGCUGAAUAUAACAUUGGUCCUUGGUCCUCAUUAAUACACCUGGUCUCUGCAUUACAUGCUCAAAAUAGAUUAACCAGUGUAGACAGCUUAAAAUGACAGAUAUUCAAUUAACCAAUAUUACACUAAAAAGAACACAUGAAAUUACUGUAAACAAACAUAACUUUAAAAUCAACCAAGAAAGUCAGUUUAUAGAAUUUGUUGAAUUAUAAUGUGAACUAUGCUACAUGUAUAAUUUAAGCCUAAUUAAUAUAUGAAUGUCACAUUCUGGAAAAACUAUAUGAUGUUUAAUAUUAAUUAUGAGUUCUGGUACCUUUUAUCAUUAUUAUUUAUUUUAUUUUGCCUUAACGCUGAUUUACAGUGUGAAUACAUAUCAUUUCAAAAAUGUUGUUUAUAGUUGUUGAAGAAAUCU
Xyrauchen texanus (razorback sucker) is the source of this 1174-nucleotide messenger RNA. It is a transcript of the gene epdr1, whose product is annotated as ependymin related 1. Gene Ontology annotation, molecular function: calcium ion binding. Lineage: Eukaryota; Metazoa; Chordata; Actinopteri; Cypriniformes; Catostomidae. Gene Ontology annotation, biological process: cell-matrix adhesion. Gene Ontology annotation, cellular component: extracellular region; lysosome. The record is from RefSeq and is a predicted model, not a curated record. The transcript has 3 exons. The coding region runs from base 129 to 770 and encodes 213 amino acids.